UGGGCUGCUGCGUCCUCACCGGCCCGCGAACAUGCCCCGGCACCGUCCUGCCCAGGGAAUGGCGUUGUUACUGCCGGUCGCUUUGUGGAUUUUCUGCCAUGUCAACCCUGUUCGCGGAGCUUUACCAACAUCCCCAAAAUGUGACGAGGCCCUGGCGUCCCCUCUGCCUCACACAGCCUUCACCAGCUCAUCUGUUUUCUCCAAUGGAUACGCAGCCGGAUACGCCAAGCUCAACAGGAGAGGAGGUGCCGGUGGCUGGUCACCCCUGGACAGUGACCAUUACCAGUGGCUACAGGUGGACCUGGGUUCCAGGAAGCAGGUGAGCGCCAUAGCGACCCAGGGUCGCUACAGCAGCUCUGAUUGGACCACACGGUACCGUCUCCUCUACAGUGACACAGGACGAAACUGGAAACCAUAUCACCAGGAUGGCAAUAUUUGGGCCUUCUCUGGGAACUCCAAUUCGGAGAGCGCCGUUCGCCACGAGCUGCAGCAGGGAAUCGUGGCUCGCUUCUUCCGGCUCGUCCCGCUGGACUGGAGCGAGGAGGGACGGAUCGGCCUGCGCAUCGAAGUCUACGGCUGCUCCUACUGGGCGGACGUGAUCAACUUCGAUGGACAGGGUGUGAUCUCAUAUCGUUUUAAGAUGAAGAAGAUGAAGAUCAUCAAGGAUGUGAUUGCACUGAGGUUCAAGACGUCAGAAAGCGAGGGUGUGAUCCUCCACGGCGAAGGGCAGCAGGGAGACUACAUCACCCUGGAGCUGCAGAAGGCAAAGCUGCUGUUGCAGAUAAACCUGGGCAGCAACCAGUAUGGCUCGAUCCUGGGUCACACCUCCGUGACCACUGGCAGCCUCUUGGAUGACAAUCACUGGCACUCAGUGGUGAUCGAACGCUACCGCCGCAACGUCAACUUCACCCUGGAUAGACACACGCAGCACUUCAGGACCAACGGAGAGUUUGACCAUCUAGAUCUGGACUACGAGCUGAGCUUUGGAGGGAUGCCAUACAGUGGGAAGCCAGUGGGCGGCGGGAGGAAGAACUUUAAAGGCUGCAUGGAGAGCAUCAACUACAAUGGAGACAACAUCACAGACCUGGCCCGCCGAAAGAAGCUGGACACCUCCAGCUUUCGCAACCUGUCCUUCUCCUGUGUGGAGACCCACAGCUUCCCGGUCUUUUUCAACGCCACCAGCUUCCUGCAGCUGCCGGGCCGAGCCAAUCACAACACGGUGUCUGUGGGUUUCCAGUUCCGCACGUGGAACCCCGACGGACUCCUCCUCUUCAGUAACCUGGACGACGGCACGCUGGAGAUCUCCCUGGACGACGGCAAGAUCGUGGUUCAUAUCAACGUGUCGAGGGCGACCACAAACAACCAGGUGGACUUAUUAACAGGUUCCGGCUUCAACGAUGGACAGUGGCACGCGAUCCGUCUGGUGGCCAAGGAGAACUUCGCCAUGUUGAUGAUAGAUGGCGACGAGGCGUCCGCUGUGCGCUCCACCUCACCUCUCUCCAUCAACACCGGGGGAACCUAUCACUUGGGAGGGUAUUUCCUGCAGACCCUGCUCCCGCCCUCCCGGCGUUCCUUCCAGGGCUGCAUGCAAGCGAUCCUGGUCGAUGACCAACUCGCCGACCUCCACGCGGUGGAGAAGGGCACCGUGGGCGCAUUCGAGAAUGUCAGCCUGGACAUGUGUGCCAUCAUAGACAGGUGUAUGCCUAAUCACUGUGAACACGGCGGCCGGUGUAAGCAGACGUGGGACAGCUUCAGUUGUACCUGCGAUGGAACGGGAUACAACGGAGCCACGUGUCACACUUCCAUCUAUGAGCCCUCGUGUGAGGCCUAUAAGCAUUUGGGCAGGUCCGCUGACACCUACUGGAUCGACCCUGACGGCAGCGGACCCCUUGGCCCCUUUAAAGUCACCUGCAACAUGACAGAGGACAAAGUAUGGACGACAGUGAUGAACAACCUGCCACCCAAAACUACAGUGACCGGCUCGAGUAGAGAGAGACGCACGGUCCUGCAGGUCAACUACAGCGCCUCUAUGGACCAGUUGACCGCCAUCACCAACAGCGCAGAAUACUGUGAGCAGCAGAUCGUCUACAGCUGUCAGAAGUCCAGACUGCUCAACACGCCAGACGGGACCCCCUACACGUGGUGGGUGGGCCGGGGCAGUGAGAAGCACUUCUACUGGGGAGGCUCGGGACCCGGCAUCCAGAAAUGUGCCUGUGGCAUCGACAGAAACUGCACCGACCUCAAGUACGACUGCAACUGCGACGCCGACCUGGCACCAUGGAGAGAAGAUUCCGGUCUCCUGGUUUAUAAAGAACACCUACCAGUCAGCCAGGUUGCCGUGGGUGACACCAACCGACCAGGAUCUUCAGCCAAGCUGACUGUUGGACCACUGCGUUGCCAGGGAGACAAUAACUACUGGAACGCCGCCUCGUUCACCACGCCCUCGUCCUACCUGCACUUCGCCACCUUCCAGGGGGAGACCAGUGCAGACAUCUCCUUCUACUUCAAGACCAGCGCACCUUAUGGCGUCUUCCUGGAGAACCUGGGCAACGCCGACUUCAUCCGCUUGGAGCUCAAAUCUCCUAAGGUGGUCUCCUUCUCGUUCGAUGUGGGGAACGGACCCGUGGAGCUGACGGUGCACUCGGCCGCGCCGCUCAACGACGACCAGUGGCACCGCGUGGUGGCUGAGCGCAACGUGCAGGAGGCGGUCCUUCAGGUGGAUCAGACCUAUCGGGCGUCCCGGCUUGCUCCCGCUCAGGGGCACACGAGGCUGGAGCUCUUCAGCCAGCUCUACGUGGGUGCCGCGGGGGGACAGAGGGGUUUCCUGGGAUGCAUCCGAGCCCUGCGGAUGAACGGCAUCACGCUGGAUCUGGAGGAGAGGGCCAAGGUCACGCCCGGGGUCAAGCCCGGCUGCCAGGGCCACUGCACCAGUUUUGGAAUGUACUGCCGGAAUGGAGGGAAGUGCGUGGAAAGGUACAACGGCUACCUGUGCGACUGCACCGCCACCGCCUAUGACGGCCCCUUCUGCACCAGAGAUGUCGGGGGUUUCUUUGACGCUGGAACACUGAUCAAGUACAACUUCUUGCCCGAAGCGGUUGCGGGCGCCAGUCGGGACGCAAGGAUCCGGACGCACCAGCUGACGCCACACGAGGUGAAUCUGACAAAGGAGGAAAUUGCUUUUAGUUUCAGCACAUCCAGUGCUCCCGCCAUUCUGAUGUAUGUCAGCUCCAAGACGCAGGACUCGCUGGCUGUGGUGUUGCGGCACAACGGUUCAAUGCAGGUGCGGUACAACCUUGGCGGCCUGCAGGAGCCAUUCACUAUUGAUGUGGACCAGCGGAACCUGGCCAAUGGACAGCCUCAUAGCAUAAACAUGUCCCGUGUCAACAGAAGCAUCACCAUCCAGUUGGAUCAUUACCCUCCAGUCAGCUACACACUCCCAGACGCCUCAGACACACAAUUCAACCUGGUCAAGACGCUGUUCUUGGGCAAAGUCUAUGAGACCGGACACGUAGACCCGGUCCUCAUCGAGCGUUACAACACGCCGGGCUUUGUCGGGUGCCUGUCGCGGGUGCAGUUCAACGGCGUCGCCCCCCUCAAGUCUGCGCUGAGAGCAGCCGCACAGGCCAAGGCCACGCCCACAGACGCUCAGUCGGACAGACAACCCCCCGCCGCACUGCCGGUGUCUUACCAGGGCAAACUGGUGGAAUCCAACUGUGGGGCAUCACCUCUCACCAUCCCGCCAAUGUCUGCUGCAACAGAUCCCUGGCAUCUGGACAACACAGAUGCAGAGCUCCCCUUUAAUGAGGAGAGAGUGAUUCCUGAUGGAGUCAACAGGGACUCGGCCAUUAUUGGAGGCAUCAUCGCGGUGGUGAUCUUCACCAUCUUGUGCACCCUGGUGUUCCUGAUCCGCUACAUGUUCCGUCACAAAGGCACCUACCACACCAACGAGGCCAAGGGCAGCGGCGAGUCCGCGGCAGAGUCGGCGGACACGGCCAUCAUCAGCACCGACAACCCAGAAACCAUCGAAGAAUCAAAAAAGGAGUGGUUCAUCUAACAGCCAGUGGGCGGAGGACUCGGGGAGAAGGAGGUGAUUCGUUAUGACUAACGGUCGCCACCGAAAGGGGAGGAGGUAUCAUUCAGCGACCAAUCACGGGGGAGACGGAGGAACGGCUGCUCGAGCAGGACAAUAAUCUCCCGGAGCGGGCGGGGGGGGAUGUGGGGAAGACGUGUACAGGAAUCUUUUUCGUUGGUUUGUUUGUUUGUUUUAGUUUUUUUUAUAUAUCCAGAGUAUUAGAGAGAGAGGACCAGUUAUUUAGCGGGGCACAGCUAUAAGAGACUGUACUUGUAUAUACUAACCAGCUCGUCCUUCUUUGUAUCGUGCUUGGGAGUUUUCAGGAGUCCUUUGAAUACUGUAUAUGACAAAUAAUUAUACUCACCGGGUCAUGUGAUAGCACAGAUUUAUCUGCAGUCUCUGUUGCGUUUUGAUUUUAUUUUUUAAGAAAAGUCUUAUAUUAUAAAUGAUCAAAUCGACAUGCCAAACCCUUUUUUUUUUCUUACUUCAUCAACCCUCAUGUAUGCCACUAAUACUGCGGUGAUAUCGAGCUGGAUAUGGAUGCCAAAAUUCACUUUGUAAAUAAUAGUUUGUGUUAUUUUCUUUUUCUUUUAUUCAGAUUUAUUCAGAGUCCGAUAAAUAAACACUAAUGAGAACUGUAAGAUCUA
Platichthys flesus (European flounder) is the source of this 4719-nucleotide messenger RNA. RefSeq names its product contactin associated protein 2a (gene cntnap2a). The record is from RefSeq and is a predicted model, not a curated record. NCBI's taxonomy places the organism in Eukaryota, Metazoa, Chordata, Actinopteri, Pleuronectiformes, Pleuronectidae. The coding region runs from base 32 to 4054 and encodes 1340 amino acids. The transcript has 26 exons.